Molecule: messenger RNA, 3204 nt
Organism: Leguminivora glycinivorella
Lineage: Eukaryota; Metazoa; Arthropoda; Insecta; Lepidoptera; Tortricidae
Exons: 9
Coding region: 630-2327 (565 amino acids)
Biological process (GO): adenylate cyclase-activating G protein-coupled receptor signaling pathway; cell surface receptor signaling pathway
Cellular component (GO): membrane
Molecular function (GO): G protein-coupled receptor activity
Source: RefSeq, a predicted model, not a curated record
UCAUCAAUUCUUAAGGCCCCCCACAGACGGGAGACAAAACUGUUUUGUCUCCGUCGUAUUUGUAUGAAAAGUUGCGUCGCCUCGUGUGCGCACCUUCAUACUAGCCCAUAGACCGAGCGACGGAGACAAAACAGUUUUGUCGCCCGUGUGCGCGGAGCCUUAGAUAGCAAGAAUUCAUGUAUGAGAAUUUUGUAGUAAUAUUUGAGUGGUUAAAAACUCCAAAAACGUCCAUGCCGUUUUUUUAGAAAGUGUUGCUAGAAUAUUGCUAUUUAUUCUACCAAAUUAAAGAUGUAAGAUGAAUAAAAAAAAGAAUAAAGUUGUUGUGAUUAAAGUAUCGUAUUCUAUUGCAGUAAAUAUAAAUAACAACCAUACGCUUAAAUAAAAUAGUUAGUGUAGAUACAUUUUACUGCAGGUAAACUAAACAAUAGUGUUGCGUCAAAUGUAACGUAAGCAAUGUAUUGAUUUUUGUAUUUUCGCGGAAAAUGUUUGGCCUAAUCGAUUGUAUUAAAAAUAAACAUAAGAUAGUAGUUGAAUUAAAUUAGGAAAUGAUUAGCUCCAAUUAAACGCAAUAUAAUACUAACAAGUGAUCCUUUUUAGUCCAAAGUGUAUUGUAUUUAUAAAUAAACAAAAUGUCUUAUAUUUUUAAGUUGAUAUUUACAAUAGCUCUUAUAGAGCAAUGUUUUGUUUUUCAUAUUUAUGCUCUACAACAAAAUAAGACCUUCCACCACGUACGUCGAUCUAGUGUGGAGGAUAGUUUUUUCAAGAACCAGAAGCCUCCUUCUUACCGAUCGUUCCAGCCAGUCUCAAUCAAAUAUCGAAAAUCAUAUCCAAGGGAAGACCGCACGGACUACGACAUUACCUCUUACGACUCCGAGUAUGGCGGAGUUGUAUCUAACUUUACGUCUUCCAUUUACGACGACAAUCCUCCGUUAUAUCCAAACCCAGAAAUCUUAUCCAGAAGCAAUCAAGGUAAAUCUGUAGAAACCCGAGCGAUGGACACUGAAGUGGACUUGCCAGAUGACUCACUGGCCGAUGCUGAUCUCAAGGAGCACAACAUUAUAGACAGUGUUACAUACUUAUACGGUUUCAACAACUGCCAUGGUGUGAGAAACGAAUGGAAAAUACUGAUAUUCAUCACUAGUGGCAUCGCGGUCCUCAUGCUAGCUGCCACUGUAAUGUGGCUACUGUGGAGCGAAUAUGCAGCUGAAUUUAGAAAGAGUAGCAAGCUGUACCCUAUCAACAUCAACCUGUGCUGCUGUUUAGCGGCCUGUACGCUGAUAUAUAUACAGGCAGUUAUGGGAGUUUCAUCCCCAUCACAAUGCGAGCGCAUCGCGCUUCUACUCCACUACACGCACGUGUCUUGCGCGAUGUGGAUCGUGGCGCUCGCCGCGGCGGUGGCCGAGUACUGUGUCUGCGACACCUUGCUGCCACUGAAGUACAACUACUUGCUGGCCUAUGGAGUCCCGGCGAUUGUGGUCAUGUUUAACUAUGCUCUAUCGAUGGAACACUACGAAAUAAAGCACUAUUGCUGGAUGUCGAUAGAAAAAGGUAUGGUCAUGGGAUUCAUGGUUCCCGCUAUGAUUCUAAUCCUGAUCAACACUGGCAUAAUUAUAAUCGGUCUGCAAAGCGUCAACAGGAAGCAAGCUGAGAUGCUAACAGCUAAGAUCCAGGAACUAGUAGACCAUCAUCUAGCGAACUGGCCUAAGAACGAGCAAAGGAACAGCACUGGAAGUGUUGAUACUUUGGAUAACAUAUACAGCCCUAGUAGUAGCAGGAAAAAUACGGAUACUUCAGAAAAGGACUAUAAUAUGAGUGAAGAUGAUUGUCAGUAUAAUGUGAAUCUGGGGAAUUCUAACGGAGAGUUAGAUUUAGACGGUGAGAAUCAGCCUCCAUACAUAAAAGACCUACAAGACCGAGGUCUCCUAAACAUACUAUACAGCAUGGACAACCUGUCUUUAAAAUGGAGUUGGAAUACGGAAGGGAACGAGCUGAAGUCUUACCUGAACCUGUGCUUGGUGUUGGAGCCGUUCUUCGCUAUCAACUGGGUUAUGGGUGUUGUGGCGAUUGAGAACGCUGGACAUUGGUCUACGCCGACUAUUUAUUUGAUACUUGUUGUGGCGAUGUACGUGUAUCUCUCGGCUACUUUGUGCACGACUCUACCCAUCGUUCGCAACAAAACGACAAGCCCUUGCUGCGAGGAAGUCGUCACUGAACCAACAUUGACUAGAACCAGGACAACUGACAGCAUUCCCUUAUUGGACCCAGUGAUACAGCAGCCCGUGGUGACGCCGGCACCUGCCGACACCAUUAGCACCAUCAGCAUAUAAAGUAACCUUCGAUUACGUACUUGGGUCAAAAUUGGCGACUGGAAAGUCGGUUCUGGCGAUUGAAAUUUUAAAAUCGCUUUCGGAUGAAAUUCGACGAUUUGAAGAGGAAUUGCAAACAUGUUUAACAUCUAGUUAGACAAAUUAUUGAAAAGGAUUUGAAAUCGCCUGAAGGCGAAAUCUUCGCCGCGAAGGCAGAAAACAAGUUUGGUCUUUUAGAUUUUAAGAAAACUGCUAUUCUUAGAUUAAGUAACAUAACACAUAUACACAGUACCAAAGUUUUCAGAACUCGAUGGCCGUAAUCUUAAAAUAAGGAAUUUUAAAUCAGCUUUACAGAAUUUUAUAGUAUUUUGGUGUAACCAAAUUAAAAUUUUAUGUGCAUAUUUGUGUAAUGGGUUGUGUCUUAUAUGUACCUAUGAUUGUUUUUAAAAGCAUGAAUGUUUUAUGAAUUGUACCUGCAUAAAUAAAUUUUAAACUACCCACUAAUUAGGAAAAAUAACGAAAUGGAAAUAUGUAGUUAUUUGUUUUCAAGUUAAAAUUUGUAUGAAAAUACUUUGCACUCUUGUUGAAAAUGCAACUUUAACUUUUUACAAUCAACGUCUUUACAUCCAUAUACAUCUCUAAAACUAGGUAUAUGUUCGGAGUUGCAUAUUUUGUUACACUUCCACCAGUGCCCUAUUUCACAAGAGUUACAAUUGUCGUCCGACAAUGAAAUAUUAACGCUGUGUAACAAUGUCAGUUAUCAACAUAGAAAUACUUAUCAGCAUACAUCGGGGUUUUGGGAGCGGGAAUGAAUGAAUUCGUGUAUUUGUAACUCUGUUUAUAGUAAUUUGAAUUACUGAAAUAUAUAUUUAACUAUGUAACUGGCUCCAAAUGUACC